Messenger RNA from Wasmannia auropunctata (little fire ant), 3814 nucleotides. It is a transcript of the gene Pex2, whose product is annotated as peroxisome biogenesis factor 2. The record is from RefSeq and is a predicted model, not a curated record. Lineage: Eukaryota; Metazoa; Arthropoda; Insecta; Hymenoptera; Formicidae. Gene Ontology annotation, cellular component: peroxisomal membrane. The transcript is spliced from 2 exons. Bases 266 to 1168 code for a protein of 300 amino acids. Gene Ontology annotation, biological process: protein import into peroxisome matrix. Gene Ontology annotation, molecular function: zinc ion binding.
GCAGCGCGUACGACGCGAUGCGGAUGUGGUUCGUGCGACGAUCGAUCGCGCGGUAUCGCCUGCAAUUCUAACCUCUUCGCAGGCGCGCGGCGAAUUAUCGACCGAAAGUUUCGUUUGAUCGCUCUCGUACGUAGAGACAGCCUCUCGAUCGCGACGCGGCGAAUACGAGUUCGAACAGACGCAUUUUUUGGACGAUCGCUCGACCGUUGGCCAACUUCAUUCACCUCGAGUGAGUCGAUUCGCAGAGUCCCUGCGGCCGAUCGAGAUGACGCCGUCGCCUUACGUCUCGCGAAUAAAUCAGAUCGACGCCGCUCAGUUGGACGCGGAGAUCUACAAGGUGCUGAGGAAUCAGACCAGAGAGAUCGCUAGGCACGGCGGGCCCGGCGGGAUCGACAAAUGGCAAGCGGAAGUGGACGUCGUCCUGAAAUUUCUCAUCUGGAGGUUUUCGUUGCAACGAGGCUCCUCCACGUUCGGCCAGCGGCUUCUCAAUCUGCGCUACGUCAACAUCAGUCGGAGGAAAGCCGUGCUCUACUUGAUUCUAAGCGUCGUGCCUCAGUACCUGAGAGACAGAUUGGCCAACGAGAAUCUGUCCGAGCGUGGCGCGAUCGGCCGCGCGCUAAGGUCGCUCGUCGACUGGACGACGAGCGCGAUCAAUCUCCUGGAGCUCGUCAAUCUGCUCUUCUUCCUCCAUCGAGGCGUGCAGCCGCGCGUGAUAGAGUUUCUGCUCGGUCUCUCCAGUCAGUCGAUAACGACGCACCGACCCAGAAUCAUCGGUUACUCGUACAUGACGAGAGAACUGCUCUGGCACGGUCUGAUGGAGCUCUUCACGAUCGGCAUACCCAUGAUAAACUUCCACUAUCUGAAGCACGCGCUGAGGAGGCUGCUGCGACGCGCGGAUCCGUCGAGCGGACUGUUCCCGGUGAUGAACGCCGCGACCAAGUGCGCCUACUGCUCCGAGGACCCGAUUCUGCCGUCGCACGCCGGCUGCGAGCACUUGUUCUGCUACUACUGCCUGCAGGCGCACUUCACCGCGAUGAGGAUGUUCCAGUGUCCCGCUUGCGACGCGGAGCUCUGUGUCGAAAAUAUGAGAAGGUAUACGGUCGCGAGUGCACCUCGGAGCGACGACGAGGAGUCCGAUGAUAGCUUCGAGAAAGUGGACGAUGGAUAACGCGAACGUAUGUAUAUUUCUAGCUCUAUUAAAAAGUUAAAGACUGACUCGAUGCUCGAAGUGAUGUGGUUGUGACGAGUUACGAUGCCUGAAUUUUCAGUCUAUAUAAACUGAACACUAUCUUUACAAGUGAACAUGAUUUUAUUAUGUGUGUGAUAACGUGUGCAAUUCCGCAAUUCAAUGCAACGUGAUCGAAGUGACCAAAUGAAAAAAUAGUAGAUUUGUCGCAAAACGCGGCGAGUAAAAUAAAAACGCUAUAAAAAAAGUAUAAAAACAAUUUUUAAUAUAUUCUUUAAUUAUAUCGGAGUUAAUUAAAUCCCCUAGAAACAAAUAAUUUUAUUUAUUAUACUGGAAUUAAUUAAAUCUCCCAAAAACAAACUAUAAAUGGAAAAAUUCGCUUCCGAUCGCCGCAAUCAAUCUGUCGUAUUAAGACAUAACGAAGGGUUGUAUUGCGUGUGAUAUUAUUUUGUUUUUAUUAAAAAUAGCAAUAUACAAAAUGUUAUUUAUUUUUCAUUUCAAUACAACAAAUCCCGAUUUCGGGUGAUAUUCUCGUUUUUCUUUUUUUCCGAAACAAACAAUAGUAGAUCAAUAUACUCUCUUGGCUCUUAUAUCAAAAUUAGAUUAGAUUAUAUCAUAUAAAAAUAUUAUGCUGCGCUGUAUAUUAUAAAACGCUUCAUCUGCCGCCGCGCAGGUCGAUGGACCGAUUUUACAUGCAAUAAUGACACAUUCAUCGAUUUAAUUUAUCAUUCAGUUGCUGCACCUGCGCUCGACGGGCGGGCACGUCCCCGGAUUUAUUACACGAAAAACAUUAUACACUAGACUCUAGAGCACAAAAAGAAAAAAAACGUGAAACACAUACACAUAAAUUAACGUUUUCCAUCUAUCUUUCCUAUGACAUGCAAAGAAGAAUGUUGCGAAAAGGUCUGUCUUCGUUCGGAAAAAGUAAGGCAUCAUUUCUCUUACAGUUUCUGAGAUAAGAAAUAUCUGUGAUUACAUGACAUAAUUUUAACUAGCACCAUUUCGGAUUUCUCGCCUUAAAAACUAUAAGAAAUGACGCUUUUCCCGAGCACAGCAAAAAAAACAAAUUUUUUCGUAACUCCCUUCAUUCAUUUGAAUCCGAAAUCUCAUCUUUCCUUGGAAUGUAUGAUUUAUAGUACAAUUGUAUAGCGCAGUUUCUUUCAUCGUUUUGUGAGAAAUCCCUUCUCAAAAGGACCGGGCCGUUAUCAACUUCCUGAGGUAUCCGCGUUUACAUUUGCGCUCCGCUCUAACAUUAAAUCUUAUUAAUCGCGAACGAAAACGGAGUUCGCCCGAAAAAUAAUAAGACGCAUGGGAAGAACGACGCAUUUAAAUUAAACGCAAUUCUUUUUUUUUUUUGGUUCUCUUCUUUUCUACAUUUCAUUUGCAUUUCGCCUUAUUCGAAUAUAAAUACAUAGCCAAAUAUAUGGCCGUUAUUAUAAUUGUGUAUGUAUCGCGCACUACAUCCUUCUUCAAAUAAAUUCAAAUUUCGAACUUAGAAAGUUUGUACAUUGUUUCCUUUCGAGGGCGAACUCCUAUUUUCCGCAUUCUUUACUUUAGCGACGAUCCUAAAGUAUCCUAAGAGCGUCCCUUCUCUACCGAGGAGUUUACGAUUUUACGGUCGGUCUCGCUAAGAAAGACACAAUUUCCUGAUAUUUCGAGUGCGAAAGAGAGAACACAAUAGUGCGAGGCAUUUAUACUUAUCGAUACGUGAAAAUGGUUUGCGCAUAACGCCAUAAAGCUGCUGAAUUAAAGCGACGCCACGUCUCGGACGGGAUCGGUAUAUUUCCCGAAUCGCUAGCGUUUCACAAUUUUUCGAGCGUGUCGUUCACAGACAAAAUAAGGUAUGCACUAUGUAAAAUUAAAAGAUUUGAUGCCUAUUCUCUUAUCUUUUUAAAGACUCGAGUAAAUUAAUAAAGUUGAGGAAAUUCGGUAUUACAAUUAGUUGGAGUAAAAUUAAAUUAAAUUCCAAACGAAUUGAAUUAAUUGACUUAAUUCCAAUCAUUUGAGAUAUACAUUGGAAUUAAAUCAGGUUUAAGUUAGUGAACAUUGAAUUAAUUAGAAGUUCCCACAACUUUGAGGUUAAUUUUCUGAAACUUUAAAAGAUGAAUUAGAUCGCUAAACUCUCUCUGAUCGAAGAAUAUCUUCGAAUUUUAUAAGUAAUCGCAAAUCUACAUUAAGACGAAGAAAAAUCGUUGCGCAACGAUACGGCCUGUGGACUUUAAAUCUUCCCGAGAUUCUCAGAGGUCUUUACUUUUUUUUUUUUCAAAUUUAUAUAUCAUUUUUCAUGGAAAAACCAAGAAAGUCACUGAAGAUAUUGAAGGCUAAAUGGAUCAACUCAUAAUUUGCAUGAGAUUAUCAAAUAGAGUUUAUUUGAAGUCAAUCCUACAAAUUAUAAGCUUAAUCCAUUUGAAUUCUGAACGAUUCGUACAAAUCGUAUUAAACUAUCUAAAACUGAAUGAGUUAGGUAGGAAAGAACGAGUCCACAGUUGCUAUAAUGAAACAAUAUUAAUGGUUCGUAAUAUUUUCUCUGUCCCGUUUUUUGGCGCAAAGAUACAGUGAGAAUGUAUGCUUGCGAUACGCAAUUUCGAAGAUUUACAACGCAUUCCCGUAAACGCAACGGAAUCCAAG